GGGAAAGUGAAGGUUCGUUUCAGUUUGGUAACUAUUGGGAUGAGGUUGAUGAUUUACAUGCUGUAGCUCAACAUUUCCGUGAAUCAAACCGUGUAAUCAGCGCAAUUGUUGGGCAUAGUAAAGCCAUUUUAAAAAAAAAAAUUGGGAAUGUUAAGAAUUAAUUGAGGCCAAAGCCAUUACAUCAUUUAGAAGAGGAGUAGUUCCUGCAUGAUCCUCUUCAAUCCAAUAACAAUAAUCUGUUGUGAUUGCUAACUGCAUUAUGUUCUGCUACUUGAUUCCGAGAUAUGGGUACAUGACGGACAUCACAACUUGAAUUCACUGCGGAGUCCUCGGUGAGGACAAACAAUCCUGGAUAAUUCUCUCGUAGUAUGAUUCUCCUUUAGUCCUCCUCUGUCAAGCUUGCUGAAGUAUAAGGCUGUCUUUUAAAAAAAAAUGAAAUGCUGGAGAGUGAAAGUCUUUAGUGAUAGUCAUAGCCCACCCACGACAUGAGGCUUCAUCAAUUUGCGAUUCAGGAAACCAUUGCAAUCUUUUUGUGGAAGCAUCUAACUCCUUACCCUCCUAAUCCCUGACAAUCAAACCACAACAAUUCCCUCGUUUGAGAUGGUACUGAUCAGGAGACCUUCAACCAGCAACAUUUUUAGUUGUGAUUUGAAAAUUUUCCUCAGGGGAUCUGAGAAAAUUAGAUGCAGCUUGCUCCAAAAUAUUAUCAACAGCAUCCAUCAUGCCCCUUUGGAGGACCACAAGUUCCUUCUCUGCCAUAUUGACCAUAACAAAUCGAAAAGAAGAGGAGGUGACAUUGUGCUUCUAUAUGCUUCAAAAUAUCAUGACGUUAAUGCAGUUAUCAACCUCUCGGGACGUUAUGAUCUAAAGGCAGGCAUUGAAGAACGCCUUGGAAAAGAUUAUUUGGAAAGAAUUAGGAAUGUUGGCUUCAUUGAUGUGAAAAAGAAGAGGUCAGGAAGUUUUGAUUUCCGUGUAACUGAGGAAAGUUUGAUGGAUCGCUUGGGAACAAAUAUGCAUGAAGCAUGCCUUCAUAUUGACAAAGAAUGCAGGGUCUUAACAACUCAUGGUUCUUCCGACAAAAUUAUCCCUGUUCAAGAUGCACAUGAGUUUGCCAAGAUCAUACCAAACCACAGGUUGCAUAUCAUUGAAGGAGCUGAUCAUGCAUUCAGUAACCAUCAAGAUGAGUUAUCCUCAGUUGUUGUGAGCUUCAUAGAAGAAAUCAUGCACCAGAACACUAACAGGGUCUUUAACUGAGCCUGCCAAUGAUGUUCCACAUGUUUGAGCUCUUCUACUUUGUGCUUAUUAAAUUUGAGAAUCUUGCUUCAUGUAAAGUAUUAUACUAUUAAUACAAUUGCCAGUGCCAAAUAAGCAAUGUUAUUUUUUAUUUUGACAAACAGAAUGGAUAUUUCAUUUAACCGCUUAAGGCACUCCUCAAGAAGGGAA
This is a messenger RNA of Lotus japonicus, 1443 nucleotides long. RefSeq lists its product as uncharacterized. NCBI's taxonomy places the organism in Eukaryota, Viridiplantae, Streptophyta, Magnoliopsida, Fabales, Fabaceae. The transcript is spliced from 5 exons. Bases 601 to 1254 code for a protein of 217 amino acids. The record is from RefSeq and is a predicted model, not a curated record.